Molecule: messenger RNA, 1065 nt
Organism: Tauraco erythrolophus (red-crested turaco)
Lineage: Eukaryota; Metazoa; Chordata; Aves; Musophagiformes; Musophagidae
Source: RefSeq, a predicted model, not a curated record
GACCCGUCCGAGGUAUUGAUUUCCACAAACAGCAGCCUCUGUUCGUUUCUGGAGGCGAUGAUUACAAAAUAAAGGUCUGGAAUUACAAACUGCGCCGUUGCCUCUUCACUCUGCUGGGGCACUUGGAUUAUAUUCGCACGACCUUCUUCCACCACGAAUACCCCUGGAUCUUGAGUGCUUCUGAUGACCAGACCAUUCGGGUUUGGAACUGGCAGUCCAGAACUUGUGUUUGUGUGCUGACAGGACACAACCACUAUGUGAUGUGUGCCCAGUUUCACCCCUCUGAGGACCUGGUAGUGUCAGCCAGCUUGGAUCAGACUGUGCGCGUUUGGGAUAUUUCUGGCCUGAGGAAGAAGAACCUGUCCCCUGGAGCUGUGGAAUCGGAUGUCCGGGGAAUAACAGGGGUGGAUUUGUUUGGGACAACAGAUGCGGUUGUGAAGCACGUUCUUGAGGGCCACGAUCGUGGGGUGAACUGGGCUGCCUUCCACCCUACGAUGCCACUUAUCGUGUCGGGAGCUGACGACCGGCAAGUGAAGAUCUGGCGGAUGAACGAAUCGAAGGCCUGGGAAGUCGACACGUGCCGAGGGCAUUACAACAACGUCUCGUGCGCCGUCUUCCACCCGCGGCAGGAGCUCAUCCUCAGCAAUUCGGAAGACAAGAGCAUCCGUGUCUGGGACAUGUCGAAACGCACGGGCGUCCAGACCUUUCGGCGUGAUCAUGAUCGCUUUUGGGUGUUGGCUGCUCAUCCCAACCUGAACCUCUUUGCUGCAGGCCACGACGGUGGCAUGAUUGUGUUCAAACUGGAGCGGGAGAGGCCUGCCUACGCCGUGCACGGGAACAUGCUGUAUUACGUGAAGGACCGUUUCCUCCGGCAGCUGGAUUUCAACAGUUCAAAAGACGUUGCUGUCAUGCAGCUGCGAAGUGGCUCCAAGUUCCCUGUGUUCAACAUGUCCUACAACCCAGCUGAGAACGCUGUCCUCCUCUGCACAAGAGCCAGCAACUUAGAGAACAGCACUUAUGACCUGUACACCAUUCCCAAGGAUGCAGACUCCCAGAAUCCGGAUG